This is a messenger RNA of Solanum pennellii, 843 nucleotides long. RefSeq lists its product as uncharacterized. NCBI's taxonomy places the organism in Eukaryota, Viridiplantae, Streptophyta, Magnoliopsida, Solanales, Solanaceae. The coding region runs from base 1 to 843 and encodes 280 amino acids. The record is from RefSeq and is a predicted model, not a curated record. The transcript has 2 exons.
AUGGCAAGGAUCAACUCAUGGACAGCCAAAAAGCUGUCUUAUGCUGGAAGGACUCAACUGAUUAAGACUGUCUUGUUUGGAGUUCAAUCCUACUGGGCUCAAUUGUUUAUCAUACCAGCAAAGAUAAUCAAAGUGAUUGAAGGUCUAUGCAGAAGCUACUUAUGGUCAGGGGUUGGAUAUGUUACAAAAAAGGCCUUGAUAGCAUGGGAGAAAGUGUGCUGUCCCAAAAGUGAAGGAGGCAUAGGAUUGAUCAAUAUGAGAAUAUGGAAUAGAGCAGCUAUAGCUAAGAUGUGCUGGGAUCUAGCAAACAAGGAAGAUAAACUAUGGAUCAAAUGGAUACACACAUACUAUAUACAGGGGCAAAGAGAGUGGCAGAGGAGGAAGCAAGCAAGCUGGAUGAUUCAAAAAGUGAUGAAUGCACAGCUAAAUGUGGAACAAGUCCAGCAACUGCAAAGGAAGAAUAAAGGGGUUAUCAGACUACUUUAUGAUCACAUGACGACAAAAGCAUAUUUCACUAUAUGGAUCAUGAUGAAUCAAAGGCUAGUAACAGUGGAUAGACUGGCAAAGUGGGGAGUUGAAGUAGAGAAGACCUGUGUACUGUGCAAGAAUGAUGAAGAGACUGCAGAACAUUUGAUUAUACAAUGUAGUUUUGCAAGAAGACUAUGGGGGAGACUGCUAAGUUGGACAGGAAAGCACAAUGAUGUUCCAAUGACUUGGGAGCAUUUUGUUCAAUGGUGCAUUAUACAUGGGAAGGGGAAGAUAUCAGAAGCAAUGAAGUUCAAGACUGUACUUGCUGAAGGAAGCUAUGUACUGUGGAUGGAGAGAAAUAGAAGAAUUUUUUAG